AUGAGAAUGGGAGAAAACAAAAUUAAGAGAUUUAAAAAUUUUUUCGGGUCAAAACAUCAUAACUUGACCUAUCAAAAAGCAAUCACUGCUCUCUAUACCGGGCAAUAUCAAGAAUCGAUAAUAUAUUUCAGCAAAGUACUUAACAAAUAUCCAAAUAGCUAUACCAUUCACUGUGAUCGUGCCUGUGCAUAUUGUCAAAUCGGAUGUUGGGAUCUCUCACUGCAAGAUCUGGAUGCGGCCAUCAACCGAUUCCCUAAAAGGUCUCGUGCGUACGCUCUUCGCGGGGAGGUUUAUCGAUUAAUGAACAGAUACUCGGAGGCCAUGACAGAUCUCAUAAAAUCGAUUAGUUUGCAAAAAUCCGCUUUUGCGUUAAGAGCUCGUGCGGAGGUUCACUUUGCAUUGUCAAGGUAUUCUGAUGCUAUUGAUGAUUUGAACGCCGCCCUAAUCAUUGAACCAAAUAAUUCAUACACUCUCACUCGACGAGCAAAGGUCUACAUGAAAUUGCGGAAGUAUUCCGAUGCAAUAUCAGAUCUAGACUAUGUGUAUGAAAGUAAUCAAAAUAACCUACAACUUAUUUCCUCAAUACUGGCGAAUCGUGGAGAGGCCUAUCGUAUAAUCGGGAGACUUGACAUGGCACUGGCAGAUUUAAAUGAAGCGUUGAGACUUGAGAAGAAUAACACACUUGCGUUGGAGAGACGAGGCACAGUGUAUCAUCAACUAAAUCAAUUUGACAAUGCUAUUCGGGAUUUCAAUAGGACUAUCGAGGAAAAUCCAAACAGCGUGUUCGCAUUAAAGAGUCGUGGCAAUAUUUACCACAAGCUCGGAGAUAUUAACAGGGCAUUUAAUGAUUAUACGGCUGCCAUAAAUUUGGAUUCUAAUAAUGUCAAGUUACUUGGAAAAAGGGGGGAAAUAAGUCGGUUAUUAGGAAAUUAUAGAAUGGCAAUAUCGGACUUGGAUUUGGCGUUACAGAUUUCAUCAUACGAUACCGAUUUGCUCAGAAAGCGUGGGGAGGUGUAUCGAUCGAUGCAAUAUUUUGAUCGUGCGCUGUCAGAUUUUGACAAGGUUCUGGAAUUAGAACCUGGGUGUGUUUUCGCACUGACGAGUAGAAAUGAGAUACGUCAAUUAUUGAGGAGUCGGAUAGUGCCUGUAAGUCUUAAUGAAGCAGAAUACCUGUUACCUGAAAGUGCUCGGGCAUUUGAACAUGAAGAAUCGUUACCAGAUUUGAAUCUCUCACUGCAAUUUAAACCGAGUGACGUAUUCUCUCUUUCCAAACGAGGUGCCAUUUAUUAUACAUUACAUAGGUAUUCAGAGGCACUACUAGAUUUAAAUUCGGCAUUGAAGAUUAAUCCGCAUCAUCAAUUUUCGUUGAUAACUCGCGGAGCUGUAUAUCAUUCGUUGGAUAGGCAAUAUGAAGCGUUGAAAGAUUUAAAUAGUGUAUUGAUUAUUGAACCUCAGAAUUAUUGGGCACUGUACUAUCGCGGGUGUGUAUUUUAUGCACUGAAUGCAUUAGACGCCGCAUUGGAAGAUUUGAAUUAUGUAUUAAGAAUGAAACCCAAUUGGUUCUGUCCAUUGUCAUUGAGAGGUGAAGUUUUUAAAUCGAUGGGAUGCUAUGAUGAAGCAUUGACAGACUUUGAUCGAUCUUUGAAUAACGUUGAAAACAAUGUUUACAACACGGGGUACAUAGCGAAGGCGUUUAUUAAUCGGGGAUCGGUUAAUCGGAUUAUGGGUAAAUAUGAUGAAGCUUUGAUAGAUUUGAAUACGGGAUUGUCGAUGGAACCAAACAAUUUGCUGGCAUUGUGCGAAAGAAGUUUGGUUUAUUUCUGGAUGGAGAGAGGUGACGAAGCCAUAGAGGAUUUGACCAAAGCAUUGCAGAUUGAUCCAAAUUAUGAGAUGGCAAUUAGGCUGCAAGAAAAUUUAAAAGAAACACAAGG
Molecule: messenger RNA, 1931 nt
Organism: Acaulospora colombiana
Lineage: Eukaryota; Fungi; Glomeromycota; Glomeromycetes; Diversisporales; Acaulosporaceae
Source: the annotation of a GenBank genome assembly